Messenger RNA from Danio rerio (zebrafish), 1594 nucleotides. RefSeq names its product DCN1, defective in cullin neddylation 1, domain containing 1 (S. cerevisiae) (gene dcun1d1). Gene Ontology annotation, molecular function: cullin family protein binding. The record is from RefSeq and is marked provisional. Gene Ontology annotation, cellular component: cytoplasm; nucleus. Lineage: Eukaryota; Metazoa; Chordata; Actinopteri; Cypriniformes; Danionidae. Gene Ontology annotation, biological process: positive regulation of protein neddylation.
AGGUACAGUGCAGAGAGGGAUAGCGGAAGAGGGAGUCUGGAAAUCACAAACAUGAACAAGCUGAAAUCCUCUCAGAAGGAUAAAGUUCGCCAGUUCAUGAUCUUUACCCAGUCAAACGAGAAAACAGCACUCAAUUGUUUGUCUCAGAAUGAUUGGAAACUAGACGUUGCUACAGACAACUUUUUCCAACAUCCCGACCUCUACGUACAGAAUCUAAAGGGAACACUAGACCGCAAAAAGUUAGAACAGCUCUAUAAUCGGUACAGAGACCCUCAAGAUGACAACAAGAUCGGUAUAGAUGGGAUCCAGCAAUUCUGUGAUGAUUUAGGACUUGAUCCAGCCAGUAUAAGUGUACUGCUAAUCGCUUGGAAGUUUCGAGCCGCAACACAGUGCGAGUUUUCCAAACAAGAAUUCAUGGAGGGAAUGGCUGAACAAGGGUGUGACAGCAUAGAAAAACUCAAGGCACAGCUACCCAGGAUGGAGCAAGAGUUGAAGGAUCAAGGGAAAUUUAAAGACUUCUAUCAGUUCACAUUUAACUUUGCUAAGAAUCCAGGACAGAAGGGCUUAGACCUAGAAAUGGCAAUUGCAUACUGGAAUUUAAUAUUGGCUGGACGUUUUAAAUUUCUAGAUCUAUGGAACAAAUUUUUAUUGGAGCAUCAUAAGCGAUCCAUUCCCAAAGACACAUGGAACCUUUUGUUAGAUUUCAGCACGAUGAUCACAGAUGAUAUGUCAAACUACGACGAGGAGGGAGCCUGGCCAGUUCUUAUUGAUGAUUUUGUGGAGUUUGCGCGGCCGUGCAUCGGCACCAAGAGUACAGCUGUAUGAGUACAUUCCUUCAGAGGGACUUCUGGACCUCAUUGAAAACAAACAGCUUCUGCUGAGCACAGAAGACUGAACUGAGAUCUGCAUUGCCUUUUCCAAGCCCUCAGGACUGAGACAUUUAUACAAACCAGAGACAUUAAAGGCGUCUUUUCUCUUCAGUCAUCUAAUGGUGGUUUGGGCUUUUGUCUUUUUGGGCCAUUUUUGUUUUCUCUUCGUACAGGAUUGUAUUGAAUCUGGCACUUCUUCAGUGGUCUCAUUCAGAUGAAGCGGUUUGUUGAGCAAGCUCCGACAGAUACAGUUAGGAAAUGUCAAAACCUUAAUUUUAAUAACUCCAUGUGCAUUCUCGCUUUGAAUGUUUGUUUGUUUUUUUCUUUCCAUUUGGUUUUUAUGAAAAUUAUAUGUCAAGCGUUGUUUGAUUGUUCUCUUUCUCUCUUUUUUUUUAUAAAACAGAGAAGCUGGUGUCUUGAAAACCAGUCACAUUUAACUUGUUUUAUUGUGACGAUGUACAUUUUCUGUUGAUAUCCAGACAGUAACUUCAGCUUUGCGCGUUUGGUUUUGAUUAAAUCAAUAGGUCAUAACUGAAAAUGUUAUAUUUUACAAUCGUAGAAAUAAUAUUAAUUUUGAACCAUACCUCAGUUUUCCUUGAUUAAUGACUCCAUUUUGAUGUAUUGAUAUACUGUGUUUGCAGUUCAUUCAGCACUUUGAUAAGUCACAUAAUCCAUAUCAUAUAAUCAGGUUAUAGUUGAUGAAUAAAGUCAGAUGGCCUUGAAAA